GUUCUCUUGGGCAAUUACACAAUAUACCCAACUGAUCCAAUACGUAUACGUUCAACAUGUCCGGAUUGUCUAAGCUUGAGAUAGCUAGAUACAGGAAGGUGUUUGAUAGGCUUGACCGGGAUGGCAGUGGAUCUAUUUCUUCGGGUGAACUAAAGGUGGCGUUGGAAGAAGUUGGUCACAGGCCUUCAGAUGAAGAAGUACAAGAAUUGGUUAAACAGAUUGAUACCGAUGGUAACGGUGAAGUAGAAUGGGAAGAAUUCUUAGCCAUAUUCCAAACGAAGCCGAAGAAAAAACAUACCGAAGCAAGUCUUCGAAAGGCGUUCGACAAAAUUGACAAAGACAAAAGUGGUGAUCUAUCCAGUAACGAAAUCAGGCAGUUCUUUAGGGAAAGUGGAAUCGGUAAAGACACCUUACCAGAUAGUAGAAUUGAUGCGAUGGUUGCUGCCGUUGAUAUUAACGGGGAUGGACAGAUUUCAUUUGAAGAGUUCUUCAAAAUGAUGAACUCUUAAAAUACAAGUUUUGAAAUCACAUUUAAUCCUGGACUAUUAACGAGAUGAUAAAACUGGUCAAGUGAACUCGUUAUCUAUUCUCCGUAAAGAUAUCAGCGAAUUUGUGUUUAUAGCGUAGCUU
This is a messenger RNA of Owenia fusiformis, 630 nucleotides long. The record is from the annotation of a GenBank genome assembly. Lineage: Eukaryota; Metazoa; Annelida; Polychaeta; Sabellida; Oweniidae.